AUGGGUGAAAUGGAACAGAUGAAAAAGGAGGCCGAAGGCCUGAAGACACAGAUUGAGGCGGCUCGCAAAACAGCCCAUGACACAGACAUGGCGGCAGCCGCUGCUGGAGUGGCUCCGGCUCCUCGGGUCCAACUCAAGACCAGAAAGACUCUCAAAGGUCACCUGGCCAAAAUCUACGCCAUGCACUGGUGUACAGACAACAGGUGUUUUAGGCUAAUGGUCAGUGCAUCACAGGAUGGCAAACUUCUCAUCUGGGAUGCUCACUCUGGAAAUAAGGUCAAUGCUGUUCCCCUGAAGUCCUCAUGGGUGAUGACCUGUUCAUACGCUCCUUCUGGAAACCUCGUGGCCAGUGGUGGACUGGACAACAUGUGUACCGUCUACAACUUGAAGACACCUGUAGUCAAGACUGUGAAAGAGCUGGAUGCUCACACAGGUUACUUGUCCUGUUGCCGUUUCAUAAGUGACACUGAGAUCCUCACCUCUUCUGGUGAUACCACAUGUGCACUGUGGGAUUUGGAGACUGGAAAGCAGAAGACGGUUUUCCUGAACCACGUUGGCGACUGCAUGUGUCUGUCUCUGUCCUCCGACAACAACAUGUUCAUUUCUGGAGCUUGCGACUCUCUGGCCAAGCUGUGGGACGUCAGAGAUGGCCAGUGCAAGCAGACCUUCCAGGGUCACACAAGUGACAUCAACGCCAUCUCAUUCUUACCCUCUGCCACUGCGUUCAUCACUGGCUCGGAUGACUGCACAUGCAAGAUGUACGAUAUUCGCGCCGAUCAAGAAGUGAUCUGCUACCAGGAUGCAUCCCUGAACAGUGGAGUUACAUCAGUGGCUCUGUCCGUGUCUGGACGCCUCAUCUUUGCCGGUUACGACGACUUUAACUGCAAUAUUUGGGACUCACUAAAGGGCGAGAAAGUUGGUGUGCUGUCCGGCCAUGACAACAGGGUGAGCUGCACCGGUGUACCAGGAGAUGGCAUGUGUGUGUGCACUGGCUCAUGGGACAGCUUCUUGAAGAUCUGGAACUGA
Molecule: messenger RNA, 1026 nt
Organism: Danio aesculapii
Lineage: Eukaryota; Metazoa; Chordata; Actinopteri; Cypriniformes; Danionidae
Gene: gnb3b
Product: guanine nucleotide binding protein (G protein), beta polypeptide 3b
Exons: 8
Coding region: 1-1026 (341 amino acids)
Biological process (GO): G protein-coupled receptor signaling pathway
Cellular component (GO): cytoplasm; heterotrimeric G-protein complex
Molecular function (GO): signaling receptor complex adaptor activity; protein binding
Source: RefSeq, a predicted model, not a curated record